Rhodotorula graminis WP1 is the source of this 2844-nucleotide messenger RNA. RefSeq lists its product as uncharacterized. NCBI's taxonomy places the organism in Eukaryota, Fungi, Basidiomycota, Microbotryomycetes, Sporidiobolales, Sporidiobolaceae. The record is from RefSeq and is a predicted model, not a curated record. The transcript has 7 exons. The annotation marks the transcript as partial.
CCGCCGCCCGACACUUCGCGCCUCGUCGACCUCCUCGCCCGUUCAGACGAGCACCAGCUCCUCCUGGGCGCGUUCCAGCGCGCGCGGCUCAUCCCGACCCUCAACCGCCUCAAUGGACCGACCCUCUGGGCCCCCAACGAUCGCGCCAUCCAACGCGCGAGGGACGACGAGCGGCGACGGGGCCUCCUCGACGACGGCGGCGGCGACUCGCACGACAACCUCCAGCUCGCCCUGCGCGACACGCUCCUGUACCACCUCGUGAACCGCACCCUCGUGCCCCCACCUCCCUCGAACGGCACCAACUCGACCGAGCCGGCGCCCAAGCCGCUCCCGCUCGACGCCACGACCCUCCACGAGACGCUCUACUUCCCGUCCCUGUUCCCCUACAACCGCUCGUUCCCCGCGCCACCCUCGCUCCCCGGCACCGAGCCCGACGAGCCCGACCCCGACGCGCCCGAGGACCGCCCCGAGGGCCUCCUGCACGAGGAGGGCCAGCGCCUGAGGGUCGUGCGCCGCGUCGACGACAAGAAGCGCGACGAGUACUGGGUCGGCGUCGACUGGAAGGGCGCCGGCGGCGUGCGGUCGGCCGGUCCGCCCAAGUUUGCGAGGAACGGCGUCCUCGUCCCGAUCGACGGCGUCCUCACUCGACCUGACGACCUCGCCACGAUCAUCCGCUCGACGCCAGAGCUGUCGACGCUCGCGUCGCUUCUGCCCAAGCCCGUCCUCAAGUACCUCAGCACGGCGUCUCACCUCACCCUGUUUGCGCCGACCAACGAGGCGUGGGCCGGCCUCACAGAGCUCGAGAUGCGGUACUUGCGCUCCGGCCUCGCCGAGCUCGACCUGAGCGAGAUCUUUGGCGACGGCGCGAGUCGGUCCGGCGCCGGCAGCGGCAAGGUCGGGUACCUCGAGCGCCUCGUCGGCCACAAGGGCGACCGCACGGCGAGCGUGACGACGCUCCGCAACGGGACGCUCGAGGUGGCGGGCGAGGGCGACAAGACGUCGGUCAAGGUCAACGGGACCGACAUCGCUCGCGGCGACAUCUUGGCCAAGAACGGCGUCAUCCACACCCUUCCCUCGCUCCUCCUUCCUCGCGGCUCGCUCGCCCUCACGGCCGAGAAGUACCUCAUCGCCCUCGACGCGACGCACUUUGUGUCGCUCCUGCGCUCGGUCAACCUGUCGCACUACGUCCAGAUCCCCUACACAAUCCUCGCCGUCAAGGACGACGUCCUCGCCGCGACGGUCGCCCGGCUGCCCGGCGCCCCGGGCAGCGCCGCGCUCAAGGAGCUCCUCGAGUACCACAUCCUGCCCGGGCGCUGGAUGCCCUCGGACCUCGAGGACAACAUGCUCGUCGGGACCGAGCUCCGCACCGAGCUGCUGCGCGACGGGCGGCAGCGCCUCACGGUCGGCGUCCAGGGCGAGGAGGGCGGGCGCGGCGACGGCUGGGGCGGCGCCAACGUCGUCGCCGACCCGCUCGUCGUCGGUGACUCGAUCAUCUACCUCGUGUCGUCGCUCAUCGAGCCGCCGCCGACCGUCAUCACGGCCGCCGUGUCGGACCUGCGCCUGUCGACGUUCGUCGCGGCCGUGUACGCGGCCGGGAUCGACGGCACGCUCGCGACCCGCGCCGCCGUCACGUACCUCGUCCCGACCAACAGCGCGUUCGGCGACCUCGGCCUCACGAUGCAGUACCUCCUCCUCCCCUCGUCUCGCCCCGAGCUCGCGUCGGUCCUGCGCUUCCACGCCAUCGACGAGGUCGUCUACCUCGGCGACUUUCCGCGGUCCGGCGGCGCGCGGUACCCGACCCUGCUCGACGGCGCCGAGAUCUACCUCGAGCGCGACGCCGUCAACGCGACCCUGUCGGUGCACGGGCCGACGCUCGGCGGCCUGCCGGCCAACGGCGAGCCGCGCGACGCCAACGUCGUCGAGGGCGACGUCCUCACCGAGACGGGCGCGCUCCACGUCAUCGACCAGGUCGAGCUCCCGCCCGACAUCGACAUCUCGCUCGAGAAACUCUUGCGCGGCGCAAAGGCCAACGUCAUGAUCGACCUCAUCCGCGCGGCCAACAUGACCUGGGUCCUCGACGGCCAGCGCCCGCCGCGUCACGCACCGCGCGACGGCGAGGAGGAGGUCGGCCCGGCGCUCGGCGGCAAGAAGCGCAAGGGCGGCGACGGCGACGGUGACGCGCACGGCGGCGGCGCCGACUGGGCCUACACGGUCCUGUGCCCGAGCGACAAGGCCUUCUCGCGCCUCAACCUCACCUUCUACCACGCGCACCCUGCCGCCCUGUCAGCCCUCGUCCGCCUGCACAUCCUCCCCAUCGCUCCCCCGCCGUCAUUCUCGUCCGGCUCGCCGUUCCCGCCUCGGCUCGCCCAGCCCGGCGCGCCCCUCCUCCUCGAGGACAGCAAGACGUACGCGUCGCUCCUCAGCAAAGGUCAACCCGGCGGCACGUCCGACUACGGCACGGUCGCGUUCCGCAAGUGGUCGGCCGGCGAGUCGGCCGACUCGUGGGUCGUCGGGAUCAAGGGCGCGAGGGGCGCAAAGGGCGCGAGCGACGCCGCGAGGGUCCUUGCCUGGGGGCGAGCGACGCCCGUCUUUGUCGACGGCGGCGGCGGCGGCGGCGGCGGCGGCGACGGCUUCGAGCCGCGGCUGAGGGCGGCCGGCGGCGUCAUUGCCGUCGACGCCGUCCUCCUCCCGUACGAGCCGAGCUGGCUGCGUCGGUACUGGUGGGUCGUCGCGCUCGCCGUCGCCGGAACGGUCGCUCUCGCCGUCGCGGGCGUGUACGGCGUGCGCUGGUGGCGGCGCAGGAGGGAGCGCAAGUAUGCUCGCCUGAACCAGGAGGACGACGAC